CUGGUGCAUCACAUAUCCCACUUCCUGGAAGGCAGCACAGCAACGGAGGGACUCCUGACUGUUACGGCUUGACACUUAGCUUUAGCUAACAAGCUAGCAUCAGCAGCGGUGUCGUUGUAAGAAAUAUCAUCUCAAAAUGUCAGCCUCCGGUCCAGAAGGCUCUGGCGCAGGUUCAAGCAACAAGCGCUUGCAGCAGACCCAGGCCCAGGUGGAUGAGGUGGUGGAUAUUAUGCGCGUUAAUGUGGACAAAGUGCUGGAACGUGACCAGAAGCUGUCUGAACUGGAUGACAGAGCAGACGCACUGCAGGCCGGAGCCUCCCAGUUUGAGACCAGUGCUGCUAAGCUGAAGAGGAAGUACUGGUGGAAGAACUGCAAGAUGUGGGCCAUCCUCAUAGCUGUCUUAGUGAUCAUCAUCAUCAUCAUUAUUAUUUGGUCUAAAUCGUAAAACAACAAUGGUGGAGAGAGGAGUGGAGGAAGCAAUGAAGAAGAGGAGAGGAGCAACAUUGAUUAAUGAGGAAGAGGUCAAGCGAUUACUGGCUACUGAGCUCCACAAUAUUCUGCCCCUCCCGCAGCGGGGCUUCAUUCCUUGUCCUGGAUUGCCCUGUGUGUCUGCGUGUGUGUGUGUGUGUGUGUGUGUGUGUGUACAUACCAGACAUCAGUAAACUUUUAUUAGAGUGCCAUGCCAAAGAAAGCAGAAAGAUACAUACAGAAACAAACACAACAAAAAUUACUGAAUAUAAAUAAAUCCCCUUUUGACCGUAUGACAAAGUACUCGCACACACACACAUUCCAAACUCAGGACUAGAAUUGAAGAAUAUUGUUGUAAACUCUCCUAAACCUAUAUUUACUUUCUAUGUUUUACUGUAUUAAUAGUCAUGAUUUUGCGUGCCAGGCUAAGAUAAGUGCCUUAGAUUUUUUUUUUGUCCAUUUAGAGUCUAACAGUUAUGCAUUUAAAGGAAAAGAUACCCCUUUUUCAACUCCAACUGAACAUACCAUGCCAAUAUUUUAGAUAUUUCUCCAAAUUAUUGAAUUGAAUUUGGUUUGUUGUUUUGUUUACAGUUUUCUGUUGAUUAAUGGAAUCUAAUGUAAAAUUGUAUUUAUAAACAUGGUUGAGUGCCUUUGAGUUCACUGUAUAAUAUCUCAAACUUAGGGUGGAAUAAAGAGGAAUUUGUUUUGCCCCCCUACAACAAAAAAACUAGCCAUUAACACGCUGUUGAUCCAUUUGACACUACCGGUCCUUGUCCUCCUCUUCAGCCGUUUUCAGAGAUGAACUGACUUUGUCUUUCACAUAUGAAGAACACAGCAGAAGAUUGUGCGAGUCAGACACAUUCAAAACAACUGGCAAAAUUCCCGAGCGUUUAGGCGAGGGUCGGCACCUAGGUAGAGGUAUGACAUGAUGUAUAAAUUAUAGCUGCGGACUGUCUUCUAUGUUAAUGUCACCUCUUAUUCAUACUAACAUAUUAGUACUCUUGGAUUUUUUUAUUUUUGCGUCUGUUGCAUGUUAGAAAUGUCCUCUUCCUCGCUGUGAAUUUUCUGCACAUUUUUUCUGCUGUACUCUCACAAGGGCUUAAUUGGACAUUCUCUAGUUUUUAAUAGUGAACCUUCAGGAAAAGUACCGCAAAAUGUCCAGAACAACUGACUCUGACAUUUGCGUCCUCACAGCCAUCCCCUCCAGAUAAUUUCAGGAAAAUGUCUAGAGUUCAGUGCAUGUCUGAAAGCAACAUUUGAGAAAGUACUACUUAUACAUUAUAAGAUGGCAUAAGUUUGCCUUAAGAUCGUGUGCCUUUAUGCUAAGACCAACAACCUCACAGCCUGAAGAAGGCAAGACAAACUGCCACACAGAUUUUUAGAAAGUGAGUGCUCUCCAACAUGUGCCAGAAAAUGUUCCUCUGUAUACUAUCAAGCACUGUUAAGAGCAUGUAGUUUCAGACAGAUGCCUUAAUCAGUUUCUCCACUGGAGAACAGCCAUCACUACAGCCAUACCUUAUUGACCGUACUUACCUGUCAGUGAAGGAGUAUAGGACUUUCUGAAUGCUCUGAUUGUCCUAACAAAUACUAUGCUGUUUUUGUUGAGUCAGACUGGUAUGUAUCCCUUCCAAUCAGUACAGAAUACUCCUUAUGUUUGAUAGUUUAGUUUUAUUAUCCUUAGCUUUUUGUGCCAUCUAAUUAUUAAGAACUUCUCUUGGUGCUCCGCUCACUCUUCACUCUCAAGCAUCAGGGGUGUUUGAGCAUUAAAAAAAAGUUCAUCACUGGUCGAUCACUUUUCCUGCCUCCAUUUUUUUGAGAGAACUGUGCUUUAAUGAGAAACAAUUUUGGAUUACUUUGUACAUGGCAUUUCAUCAGUAGAACAUUGCUUUUCAGUAGUUUUUAAGACAUUUAAGUCAUAGUGCUUGCAUGAUGCAAGACGUGUGAAAUUCUCAUCAUCCUCUUGUGUCUUCAUCAGAAAUUUGAGGCAAAGUUAUUUCCAAAUAAGUGCAAUUCUACUCUUUGACCCAGAAUGCCUUUUGCUUGAAUAAAAUAGAUUUAACUUAAAUCACAA
Molecule: messenger RNA, 2539 nt
Organism: Paralichthys olivaceus (Japanese flounder)
Lineage: Eukaryota; Metazoa; Chordata; Actinopteri; Pleuronectiformes; Paralichthyidae
Gene: vamp3
Product: vesicle-associated membrane protein 3 (cellubrevin)
Biological process (GO): SNARE complex assembly; vesicle-mediated transport; vesicle fusion
Cellular component (GO): plasma membrane; SNARE complex
Molecular function (GO): SNAP receptor activity; syntaxin-1 binding
Source: RefSeq, a predicted model, not a curated record